AUGUUUCUGAGCCCGGUGAACCCUCCACCAUUCUUCAUUCAGAGCCAGAGGAGCUAUUCAUCCAAAGUGCUCAUUGGAAACUGGGUGGAAGAGAGGAGACAGGGGCUUCCGUACAAACAUCUGAUCACCCACCACCGGGAGCCCCCACACCGCUACCUCAUCAGCUCCUACGACGAUCACUACAAUCGGCGGGACUACAACCCAGGCAUGCCCUCAGUCCGUACCUGGAGUAGGCAGAAGUUGCUGUGGCUGCCGGAGAAAUCCGACUUCCCCCUUCUGGGUCCCCCUACAAACUAUGGACUGUGUGAGUGCCUGAAGAAGAGGUGGCUUUCACCCCAGACUGGCACGAAAGAGAGCACUUACACUUCCUCCUACCCCAAACCCCCAUUAAGUGCUCUGGCACGGCCCCUUCCCCUGCGCCCCUUCCCACACUCCUGA
This is a messenger RNA of Dipodomys ordii (Ord's kangaroo rat), 438 nucleotides long. RefSeq names its product chromosome unknown open reading frame, human C1orf158 (gene Cfap107). The record is from RefSeq and is a predicted model, not a curated record. The transcript is spliced from 3 exons. NCBI's taxonomy places the organism in Eukaryota, Metazoa, Chordata, Mammalia, Rodentia, Heteromyidae. Bases 1 to 438 code for a protein of 145 amino acids.